Molecule: messenger RNA, 3162 nt
Organism: Papaver somniferum (opium poppy)
Lineage: Eukaryota; Viridiplantae; Streptophyta; Magnoliopsida; Ranunculales; Papaveraceae
Exons: 11
Coding region: 372-2957 (861 amino acids)
Source: RefSeq, a predicted model, not a curated record
AACUAGGGCAAACACUUUCCGGACUUGAACUAUCAAAUUAUUUCGUUUUCUUUUCUACAAAAUCAUUUCAAAUCCGCUGGAUGUAACUGAAGAAGACGAAGAAGAAGAAGAAGAAGAAGAAGAAGAGACAAACUCUACAAACCCUUGAUUUCUCUCCUUUUUUUUUCCAUUUUCCCCCUCAUUUUCCUUUUCAAUCGAUACUAAUUUCAACUCAAUCGGUUCACAUUUGAAUUUGAUAGAUUUUUGAUGGAUUAAAGGUGAUUUGAUGGAUGAUUAUGUGUUUGAUCGUCUGAUUUUGGAGGAAAAUUCGACUGGGGAGAUCAAAUUUUGAGUUCUAUGUGUCGAUUUGAGUUGCAUGUGGCGGAUUUACUAUGGUAACGAUGGCGGUUGUAGAUGGAAAUGAGGAACUAGGGAGGAAUGAGAGUUUGGGUGGGAAAGAUGGCGUGUCAUUGUUGUCUUCAAAUGAGAUUGCGGACCCUGUUGUUUACAAACUUGUCCGGGUGGAUGGAGAUGGGAGAAUAAUUUCUGCUACGGAUGAUGAUGUUAUGGAGGUUGAUGACUUUCUUGAAGAGGAUAAGAGUGAAUUGCUGCCUAUAGUUGUUGACACAAGACAGGCUAAAGAGUGUAUAUUAAAUGAAGCCGGGGUUCUCCCUGUGAGGAAUAAUUUACUGGGAUCCGAAGGAAUUUCCAACAAUGUUGAAGUGAAAUUGCAAGAGUUAAAAGCCCCGCUUGAGGAAACUGUUCCCCUAGUGUCGCAUGGAGUGAAUGACAAGAGUACUACUCAAGUGGGGGUCGAGAUGUGUAUGAAGCCUUCAGGAUUUUUGAAAAUUUGUGGACCUUCUUCUUUAGCUUCUGCCACAUGCAGCAGCUCGAUGCUACGAAUUUCUAACAAUGCUGACGUGAAAGUGCACAAGUUAAAGGCCUUGCUCGAGGAAAGUGCUCCCCUGGUGUCACAUGGAGUGAAUGACAAGUGUAAUACUCAAUUGGGGGUUGAGAUGUGUAUGAAGCCUGCAGGUUUUUUGAAAAUUUGUGGACCUUCUUCUUUAGCUUCUGUCACAUGCAGCAGCUCGAUGCUAGGAAUUUCCAACAGUGCUGAAGUAUUGCCAGCUAGUGAUCCUUCUUCGCAGGAUACUGUUCCCAUGGUGUCACAUGGAGUGAAUGACAAGUGUGCUACUCAAGCUGGGGUAGAGAUGUGUUUGAAGCCUACACGUUUUCUGAAAAUUUGUGGACCUUCUUCUUUAGCUUCUGUCACAUGCAGCAGCUCGAUGUUAGGAGUUCCCAACAAUGCCGAAGUGAAAGUGCAAAAGUUAAAGGCCGCGCUUGAGGAAACUGUUCCCCUAGUAUCACCUGGAGUGAAUGAGAAGUGUACUACUCAAGUACAGGGAGAGACAUGUUUGAAGCCUGCAGAUGCAUUGAGAAUCUCUGAAAAGCCUGCAGAUGCAUUGAGAAUCUCUGAAUCUUCUUCGUCAGCUUCCGCCAGUUGCAGCAGCUUGAUACCAGACUUUUCUAAGAUAAAAGGAGAAAUCUGCUUGGAUAAUUUAUCAGUAAAAGAACUUCAUGGAACUUUUAGGGCUACUUUUGGGCGAGAAACAACUGUCAAGGACAAGCUUUGGCUUAAGAGGCGGAUCGCCAUGGGAUUGACCAACUCGUGUGAUGUUGCAACUUCAACUUUUACCAUUAAAGACAAAACCUUGAUCAGAAGGAAGAAAAUUGAGGAAGGAGCCCCUUCCGAGAUAAAAUGCUCUAAGAGUGAAGAUCAAGUAGACGGAAUUUUUAAAGGUAGCCACAAAGAUUCACCGAUCACCCCUGCUAACAAAGUUGGAGAUGAGCAGGUAUCUGGCAAGAGACUGCGGAAAUCUGAUGCUGAAGAUGAAUAUAUUUGUGAAGAUCCUCAUAAUGAACAUUCCAAAAGAGUACGGAAACCUACCAAGAGAUAUAUUGAAGAACUUUCUAAAGAUGAUAAUAGCGAAUGCAGUGGGAAACCAGUGUCAUCUGUUAAAAGUUCUGGGAAUUGCCAGUCUGAUCCAAAGCCCCAGGUCAAACCUGUGCAAAGUGUUGGUUUGGACAGGCCAGUUGUCGUGACUCGGCAGGAAUCCUUUGGGGGAUCUGGAGUGCAAGUCCCAUAUGUUUCUAGGGUGCGAAGAGGGCGCCCCAGAGAAAAUUUUAUGCCUCUCAUGAAAUUCCAUCCUGGUAGCAUGGGCGUGGACGCAAAACUGAUCACAAAGACCCUUGACGAGUGUGUUUCUCAGCCAGAUAAUGAGAAUGGAGAUAAAGAUCUGAAGGCUAAAUUGGCACCUCAACAAAGUGAACAGCCGAUUGCUUCUGACCAAAAGAAAGAAGAGGAGGAAGAUAAGGAGAAUCAUAAUGAUGUGAAAACAUGCAUUAGUGUGGAACAGCAGGUGGAAACGAAAAAUCUAGACUUAGCUGAAGACAAUUCAGAUCACAAUGUAAGAAUUCAGUCUACCACUAAGGGUGAGCCCGUAAGGAAACAUCAUCGAGCUUGGACUCUCAGUGAGGUUACACAACUGGUUGAAGGCGUCGCAAAGUUUGGAGCUGGAAGGUGGUCUGAGAUCAAGAAACUUGGCUUCACAUCCUACUCUUACCGAACUUCUGUUGAUCUCAAGGAUAAGUGGAGGAACCUGCUAAGAGCCAGCUAUGCACAUCCUCCAGCUGUCAGAGAUAUGCUAAAUUCAAAGAAGCAAGCUUCUGCGGCCCUCCCUGCACACAUACUUUCACGUGUCAGAGAGCUUGCAGAGAAGUAUUCACAGGGACCACCACCCGAGCUAGGCCGAAAAGUAGGAAGCAUCAGAGGUCGGAAGCCAGGAGCUGGAGGAGGAAUAUUCGGCCGCAAAAUAGUAGGGGGAGUAAAAGUAAGCCACAAAGUAGGUAAGGUAGCAGGAGUUGUCUCUGCUGGUAGUCGACCUAUUGUAAAUGAAGCAAGGUCUGGUUUCUUGUAGCUAUAUAUGAAUGUUGCUAGAAACGUUAAGGUUUUAGAUACCGACACAAUAGUACCACUGUAUUUGCAGUUUGCCUGUUAUUUCAGAUUGAUGUUUGCUGAAUUGGUGUCCCUCUGUAGCAUCAAGUUGUAUAUGUUAGUGGUUUCUUUGAGCCUAAUUGCCAAAACUCAAGAAAACCAUCCCUAAUAGCAGGAAAAUUCGAAUU